GCUGAAACAGUGAGCCAUGGAGCUGUAUUUUGGUGAAUAUCAACACGUCCAGCAGGAAUAUGGUGUCCACCUGAGACUUGCAAGCGAUGAAAGCAGAAAAUCAAGGAAUUCCCAGCACUCAAAGGGAGGUUCCUAUGGUGUCAGUAUUAGGGUGCAGGGGAUUGAUGGCCAUCCCUACAUAGUCCUGAAUAACACAGAGCGGUGUCUGGCAGGCACAUCUUUUUCUGAAAAUGGGCCAUCGUUUCCAUCUCCAAUGAUAAAUAACCUGCCUCCGCAUUCUAGCGAUGGGUCUGUGCUUGGGGAGAGUGAUGCAGAAGAAUUGCAGCUCCCAGAAAACCCAUAUGCCCCACCCAGCCCCAUAAAGAACCUAAAACAAGGCACUCUAUAUGAGGGGAAGAAUGGAGUUCUAGAACACAGAGACAGGCCAGUGCAGCCUUCUCACAUGCUGAACUUUCAGAGGCACCCUGAGCUUUUGCAGCCAUACAACCCUGAAAAGAAUGAGUUGAACUCACAAAACCACCAGUCUCCUGAGAGCAAUAGGCUAAAAACUUUAACCAAAGAAGGUACCAAUGAUAAGAAGCCUUGGACAUGCUUUCCCAAACCUAGCAAUUCCCAGCCGCCCACUAGCCCUCCUCUGGAAGACCUGCCAAAACCCAAUGUGACAGCCAUUCGUUUAUGCAGCUCCAUGGUCAUAGAUGACCCCAGGAAGCAGACAUCAGUGUGUGUAAAUGUUCAGAGCCGCACCAAGGAGGGGGUGGCCGAGGAGGCCCUUUUACCUAGUGGGAGGCUGCUAACCACCCACGGCCCACACACCCACCAUGAAUCCAAGAAAACCAGGCCAGAUGUUCUUCCCUUCCGGCGACAAGAUUCAGCUGGCCCCAUACUAGAUGGGUCUCGAUCACGGAGGUCCUCCUCGUCAUCAACAACUCCCACUUCGGCCAACUCCCUAUACAAAUUUUUACUUGAUGAUCAAGAAUGUGCCAUCCAUGCUGACAAUGUGAAUCGUCAUGAAAAUAGAAGGUAUAUCCCCUUCUUGCCAGGAACUGGGCGGGAUAUUGAUACAGGAUCCAUUCCAGGAGUAGAUCAGUUAAUUGAAAAAUUUGAUCAAAAACCUGGGCUUCAGAGAAGAGGAAGGUCUGGGAAGAGAAACAGAAUCAAUCUAGAUGAUAGGAAAAGGUCCAGAAGUGUGGAUAGUGCCUUUCCAUUUGGUCUGCAAGGGAACUCAGAGUACCUAAGUGAAUUUAGUCGGAACUUGGGUAAGUCAAAUGAACACCUCCUGCGACCAUCCCAAGUCUGCCCGCAGAAACCGCUCUCUCAUGAGCACCGUGGAAAGCAAAGUGUGGGUCGAACCUUUGCGAAGCUGCAGGGGGCAAUUCAGGGCACACACUGUGUUCCCCCCAGACCCUCCCAGGAGAACAAAGAUGGGAAAGUUCAAGAAAACAAAGGUAGUCAGGAAAGUACAAUGAUGCAUGCAUCCUCCCUCCCAGCACAGAAGAAAAAGGAGGAGGAAAUAAAAACAGCCACCGCGACCUUGAUGUUACAGAAUCGGGCAGUAGCAACUUUGCCUGAUUCUGGUGCCAAGAAAAUAUCAGUGAAGACGUUUCCCUCCACCUCAAAUGCUCAGGCUACACCAGAUCUGUUAAAAGGCCAGCAGGAGCUCACUCAACAAACCAAUGAGGAGACUGCUAAACAGAUACUUUACAAUUACCUCAAAGAAGGAAGCACCGAUAAUGAUGACGCUACUAAAAGGAAAGUCAACCUGGUCUUUGAGAAAAUCCAGACUUUAAAGUCUCGAGCAGCAGGGAGUGCACAAGGAAAUAACCAAGCUUCUAAUUCCUCAUCUGAAAUCAGAGAUCUGUUGGAACAGAAAAACAAGUUGACCACAGAAGUGGCUGAACUUCAGAGACAGCUUCAACUAGAAGUCAAGAAUCAACAGAACAUCAAAGAAGAGAGAGAGAGAAUGAGAGCAAACUUAGAAGAGCUCAGAAGCCAGCAUGCAAAUAAGGUGGAGGAGAACUCUAUGCUGCAACAACGAUUAGAAAAGAGUGAAGGGGAGCUCCGCAAAAACCUGGAGGAGCUGUUCCAGGUGAAAAUGGAACGGGAACAGCACCAGACUGAGAUCAGGGAUCUCCAGGACCAGCUCUCAGAAAUGCAUGACGAACUGGACAGUGCCAAACAAUCUGAAGAUAGGGAGAAGGGGGCUCUGAUUGAGGAACUCUUACAGGCGAAACAGGAUCUACAAGAUCUUCUAAUAGCCAAAGAAGAACAAGAAGACCUCUUGAGAAAGCGGGAGCGUGAACUCACUGCCCUGAAAGGUGCUUUGAAAGAAGAGGUUUCCAGCCAUGAUCAGGAGAUGGAUAAGCUGAAGGAGCAGUAUGAUGCUGAACUGCAGGCCUUGAGGGAGAGUGUGGAAGAGGCCACCAGGAAUGUCGAGGUCCUAGCCAGUCGGAGCAGCACUUCAGAACAAAACCAGGCAGGGGCUGAAGUGCGGGUGAAGGCUCUGAAGGAGGAGAAUGAGAGACUGAGGGGAAGAAUUGAAGAGCUGGAGCGGAGUGUCACCCAGCUUCAGAGCCAGAUUGAUGACAUGGGAGGCGAGGAAGCCAAAAUGAAAGAAAUGCUUAAGAAGUACGAGGGAGAAAAGGAGCAAUUAGAAGAGGCCCUUGUGCAUGCCAGAAAGGAAGGAAAGGAAGCCAUGACAGCUCAAAGGAGCCUGGAGGGUGCACUAGAGGAUGCUCAGAGAAAUCUGAGUUGGGCCACUCAGGAGCAGAAGCAGUUGUCUGAGAAACUAAAAGAUGAGACUGAACAGAAGGAGCAAUUGAGGAGGCUGAAGAAUGAAAUGGAGAAUGAACGAUGGCACCUCGACAAGACCAUCGAGAAACUUCAGAAGGAGAUGGCCGAUAUUGUUGAAGCAUCCCGCACGUCAACGCUGGAGCUCCAGAACCAGCUGGAUGAGUACAAGGAGAAGAAUCGCAGGGAGCUGGCAGAAAUGCAAAGGCAGUUGAAGGAGAAAACCCUGGAGGCAGAAAAGUCCCGUCUGACAGCCAUGAAAAUUCAGGAUGAGAUGCGCCUGAUGGAGGAAGAAUUACGAGACUACCAGAGAUCUCAGGAUGAAGCUGUCACGAAAAGGCAGCUUCUGGAGCAGACACUGAAGGACCUGGAGUAUGAACUGGAGGCCAAGAGUCACCUCAAAGAUGACCGCAGCAGACUUGUCAAGCAGAUGGAGGACAAGAUGUCUCAAUUAGAAAUGGAAUUGGAAGAAGAAAGGAACAACUCAGAUUUGCUGUCUGAGAGGAUCUCUCGGAGCAGGGAACAGAUUGAGCAAAUGAGGAACGAAUUACUUCAGGAGAAAGCCAUGAGGCAAGACUUGGAAUGUGACAAGAUUUCCCUGGAGAGACAGAACAAGGACUUAAAGAGCCGGAUUAUCCACCUGGAAGGUUCCUACAGGUCCAGCAAAGAGGGGCUGGUGGUGCAGAUGGAAGCCAGGAUCGCAGAGCUGGAGGACCGCCUGGAAAGUGAGGAGAGGGACCGGGCCAGCCUCCAGCUCAACAACCGGAGGCUGGAGCGGAAAGUGAAAGAGCUGGUGAUGCAGGUGGAUGAUGAACACCUGUCACUGACUGAUCAGAAGGACCAGCUGAGCUUGCGCUUGAAAGCAAUGAAGCGACAGGUGGAGGAGGCUGAGGAGGAAAUCGACAGACUGGAAAGUUCUAAAAAGAAGCUGCAGAGGGAGCUGGAGGAACAGAUGGAUGUGAAUGAGCAGCUGCAGGGACAGCUCAAUUCCAUGAAGAAGGACUUAAGACUUAAGAAGUUCCCGAGUAAAGUGCUGGAUGACAUGGAUGAUGACGAUGACCUCAGCACAGACGGGGGGAGCCUCUAUGAGGCACCCCUGAGCUACACCUUCCCCAAGGACAGCACCACCACCAGCCAGAUCUGAGUCCACCUCCAGAGCUGUUGAAAUGGCCCAUCCUUCUUAACAGAAACUCUGCCACCACACCAAGCAGGAGGCAG
Molecule: messenger RNA, 4005 nt
Organism: Orycteropus afer afer
Lineage: Eukaryota; Metazoa; Chordata; Mammalia; Tubulidentata; Orycteropodidae
Gene: CGNL1
Product: cingulin like 1
Cellular component (GO): myosin complex
Source: RefSeq, a predicted model, not a curated record